GCUUCUCAAUUUCCAGUUAAUCAAACACGAUCGUACGCAAGAUGGGGCCACUAUGAACGCGCCAAAUCAAGAUCCAAUUAUCAUAUCUUGAUUGGACACAAGGCCAAGAUGCUACAGCUUUCAGAGGAUCUAAACGCUGAAGGGGUUUCCAUUUUCGAUCGCGAGAGUUCAACCAACCUGACAAUCAAUGCAAAAUUGGAGAUAAUUCUUGCAGCUGGGGCAACCCACACGCUACAGCUGCUGCAUUUGAGCGGCAUUGGUCCGAGGGAGAUUCUAGAUCAAGCUGGAAUUCGUGUAAGAGUGGAUCUUCCGGGUGUUGGCCAGAACAUGCAGGAUCAUCCUCAAAUGGGAUACUCGUGCGUCUGUAGUACCCACCAUUCUGCUGCAAGGGUCGCACUUCUGGGACCGGGUACUGACCAUAUCAAUUCAGGGCCUCUUACAUUGGCGCUCACAAACCAAGGCGCCUUCCUCCCUCUCCGAACCGUGAAUCCAGGGUACCGCGACUUCAUCUCCAAGCCCACCAGCGAUCCCGUCGUCGAAUUUCGCACGUUCUCGAACCCUUUAGAUAUGCAGCAAGCCAUAUCCUUCAUCAGGUAUACACGAAAGUACACCAACGGACCCGGGCUCGCGGAUUUGAGGCCUCGUGAAUCCGGCCCUGGUGAGAAUGUAACUAGUGACGCGGGCAUUGAGAAGUAUAUCUGGAAUGUUACGUAUCCUAUCUCGUUUCAUAUUUCUGGCACUGCGUCGAUGGUGCCGAAAGAGUUGGGAGGGGUUGUCGGAAGCGAUCUGAAAGUCUAUGGAGUCAAGGGACUGAGGGUUGUAGAUACGAGUCUUUUUCCAUUGAUUCCGGCCACACACCUGACUGCUACUGUGUAUGCGGUCGCGGAGAAGGCUGCAGAUAUCAUUAAGAUGGCGCUGUAA
Messenger RNA from Lindgomyces ingoldianus, 921 nucleotides. RefSeq names its product FAD/NAD(P)-binding domain-containing protein. The transcript is spliced from 3 exons. The annotation marks the transcript as partial. Gene Ontology annotation, molecular function: flavin adenine dinucleotide binding; oxidoreductase activity, acting on CH-OH group of donors. Gene Ontology annotation, biological process: secondary metabolite biosynthetic process. The record is from RefSeq and is a predicted model, not a curated record. NCBI's taxonomy places the organism in Eukaryota, Fungi, Ascomycota, Dothideomycetes, Pleosporales, Lindgomycetaceae.